Messenger RNA from Lonchura striata (white-rumped munia), 830 nucleotides. RefSeq names its product bone gamma-carboxyglutamate protein (gene BGLAP). Gene Ontology annotation, biological process: regulation of cellular response to insulin stimulus; bone development; regulation of bone mineralization. Gene Ontology annotation, molecular function: calcium ion binding; hydroxyapatite binding; structural constituent of bone. The record is from RefSeq and is a predicted model, not a curated record. Lineage: Eukaryota; Metazoa; Chordata; Aves; Passeriformes; Estrildidae. Gene Ontology annotation, cellular component: extracellular region.
CCCCACGGGUUUUGGCAGGAAAGUCUCCCUGUGUCACAGAUGAUUCUGGGAUCAGCAGUGGGAGCUGGGUCAGGGCAGUGGGUGACUGGGGAGCGCACGAGGAGCCCCCAGUGCCCCAUCACCCAUUCCAGCAGGGACUGGGCGCUGCCAGGCUGGCAGGGCUGGGCCCACCAGCAAAUCCCCCCUGGCCUGGGGCCACUUUCCCCUCCCUUUGUGGGCUCUGGCUGGGCACAGGGGGACCAAGUUCAUCCCAAACCACAAUUGCCACCUCUGCCAGCAGCUCCGGCCAUGGCGGAUGUGCUGGAAAUAACCCUGGUGAGGCCGUGCUCGCCCUCUGCCAAGGCCACGGGACCCUAUAAAGACACCCCGGAGCCAGGGCUGCACUCAGCUCAGCACAGGAAGGCACCAUGAAGUCCCUCGUCCUGCUGACCCUCUUGGCCCUGCUCACCCUUGGCCUCUGCCGCAGAGCCGCCGAUGGCUCUGCCAGCACCCAGGACUCGCCCAGCUCUGAAGCCUUCGUGUCCAGACGCGCCAGCGCCGAGGUGGUGCAGAGACAGAAGCGCAACUCCGGCUAUGGCAGCAGCGUCUCUGGAGCCCCGUGGGACCCCCUCGAGGCCAAGCGCGAGGUGUGCGAGCUCAACCCCGACUGUGACGAGCUGGCCGACCAGAUCGGGCUGCAGGAAGCCUAUCGGCGCUACUACGGCCUCGUGUAGCCCAGCCCUGCUCGGGGGCAGGGGCUGAGCUCCCCCAACCCGCCUCGGGCCCCCCUGUCCACCCUCUCAGCCUUUCUGUCAGCCCUGGAAAGAAAUAAAUGCAGAUGGUCGAGCCAG